CUAACCUCAAAAUCCACAAGAGCUAAACAUAACCUCAAAGAGAAUCAAAACAAGAUUUCAUGGAUGUGUUUUCUUUUGCAUUUUCACAAUGAAAUUCCCAAUUACACCGAUUUUCCUACAUCGCAUUGCAAAGUUUGCCACAAAAGUCUCCGUGGAGUUGGAGCAAAAUGUGGCGAAGGCUCUGGAGAAAGUUGAAUAUAAACCCCGGAAGCAUCCUGGUGUGGUGAAGGUGAAGACAAUUCCUAUGCCAGAAUUCCUGGAGGAAACUAUUCCCAAAGUAAUUGGGGAUUACCCACUGGGUGCCAUUUGUCGUGAUGCAGAAGCUUUGGAUAGGUAUCUGUGGAGUAGACAUCCCCCACCAACGGUCGAGGAAGUCAAGAAGAAGCAGGAAAGAUUCCGUGAACUCCUGAUUGAGAAGCAUAAAAUUAAUUUUGCUGAAAUGAGUGAAAAGGAGAGGCACGACGCUAAUAAUAAAUUGUACAAUAAAGUCCAGGCGCGACUCAAGAAGGAAGUCUAUGCGUGGAAGAACAUGCAGUAUGAUACCUACACGAGUCUGCAGUACCUCCUGGGCAGGAGUCCUGGAGAAUAUGCAGCAAUGUACAGGAUUCUCACGGAGAUUCGCGAUAGGGAUCCUUCUUUCACACCAAGGAGUUAUUUUGACUUUGGCUCGGGCGUUGGGAGCGCUCUGUGGGCCACAAUAGGUAUCUGGCCAAAGGGGGGAAUCUUUGAGUACUUCAUGGUGGACGCUUCGGCGGAAAUGAAUGAUCUGGCUGAGCAAAUUCUACGACGUGGGAAUCACGACAAGGAACCAAUGAUUAGGAAUUUCUUCUUCCGGCAAUUCCUCCCGGCCAGUACGACAAACACCUACGAUCUCGUCGUGUGUGCCUAUACGCUGUUUGAGCUGCCCUCGAAGGAUGCCAGGUUGAAGACAAUCAAGACUCUCUGGGCUAAAUGCGAAAACUAUUUGAUUCUCGUUGAAAGGGGUACCCGGGUGGGCUUCCAUCUCAUCACUGAAGCCAGGAAUUUCCUUCUGAAGAUUGACCCGGAAAACUGCCACGUCCACUCGCCGUGUCCUCAUGAUACAACCUGCCCACGACUAGCAGAUCCUGACAAGACUCCCUGCAAUUUCGAGGCUAAAUACGAAAAUCUCCAAGCCUUCCACAAAGAUCGCUACAAGACAGAAACAUUCAGUUACGUUGUGUUGCACAAAAAGCCACGAGAUCCCUCCCGGACUGAGGAUUCCUGGCCUCGGAUCGUGCGUCCUGUUCUUGUACGAUCAAAGCAUUCAAUCUGCCGCAUGUGCACGAAGGAAGGGCGUCUGCAGGAGAUUAUCUUCACGGCUGCAAAACACGGAAAGCAGGUCUACCAAUGCGCUAGAAAAAGCAAUCUAGGUGACAGACUUCCCAUCAACAUUAUCAAUCCGGAGCCAGAAGAAGUUGAAAAUGGUCUUUCUCCGCAUUUUGAGGAUGAAGAAACGAUUUCAGAAAAACUUCCAGAAGAUCCUGAAAAUCAAGAAAAAUUCCCGGAAGUCACACAAGUUCCGGAAUUGCCAAAAGAUCCAUCUUUGAGGUAAGAUCUGCAGUCAAAUCACUUUCUUUUAUUAUUAUUUCCCUUCUUAAGGCGUAGCGCAAAUAAAUACAACACAAAAUGUA
This is a messenger RNA of Lutzomyia longipalpis, 1652 nucleotides long. RefSeq names its product methyltransferase-like protein 17, mitochondrial. The record is from RefSeq and is a predicted model, not a curated record. Gene Ontology annotation, cellular component: mitochondrial small ribosomal subunit. Lineage: Eukaryota; Metazoa; Arthropoda; Insecta; Diptera; Psychodidae. Bases 89 to 1573 code for a protein of 494 amino acids. Gene Ontology annotation, biological process: translation. Gene Ontology annotation, molecular function: structural constituent of ribosome; methyltransferase activity. The transcript has 3 exons.